This is a messenger RNA of Dermacentor andersoni, 619 nucleotides long. The record is from RefSeq and is a predicted model, not a curated record. NCBI's taxonomy places the organism in Eukaryota, Metazoa, Arthropoda, Arachnida, Ixodida, Ixodidae.
CAUUUUGACUAUUACGGAUGGCGGCAACAGCCAGCCGGAGCCGCCAGGCGCUUGGGACAGCAGCUGCCUGUUCUUCGAUUCGCAAACCAGAAUUGAGGAUGCAGUGCGGCUUAUCAGCAUGGUGACACCGCCCAUGAAUAUGUUUGCCCUCGCAAUAAGCUUUCGAAUCGACAUUUUUCCAAAGGUUCAACUCUCUGAAAUUCGCCAGAAUACAACUACGCCGGGCCUGGAACGCGUGGGAGGCAGCAGUAAUCACAUAAUUCAAGACUUUAAAGAUAUGAACAAGACGAAUAUGAAACUCCAGCAGCUGAACCUCGUUGCCACCCACGUAGUUGGAUGGCUGGCUCAUAACCUCACGUUUAACCUCGCCCUGCAUGAAUGCGGGGGCGCAGCAAACCGGCUCCACAAGAUGCGUGAAAUGAUAGGCUGACGGCACAGCGGCUUCUCAUGGUCGAUGGAUGGUGCAGCCAUAGUGCUCCUUUUCAAGCUGCAAAUUGUGACAAGACACGCUGAAAUAGAUGACGCAUCAUCUCGCCAACGAGAUAAUCUUGUACGCGGCAACGCGGUAGAGGACAAAAAAAAGACUAUUACAAGUACGAUAUAAAGAUGCAUAAUUCGG